Molecule: messenger RNA, 450 nt
Organism: Diplodia corticola
Lineage: Eukaryota; Fungi; Ascomycota; Dothideomycetes; Botryosphaeriales; Botryosphaeriaceae
Product: ssdna binding protein
Exons: 3
Coding region: 1-450 (149 amino acids)
Molecular function (GO): single-stranded DNA binding
Source: RefSeq, a predicted model, not a curated record
AUGAACGCCUUCCGCGCCGCCGCCUCUUCGUCCCGCGCCGCCUUCGCCGGCCGCCGCGCCUUCAGCAGCACGCCGCGCUCGCCGCUCGCCAAGAUGACCAUCAUCGGCCGCCUGGGCGCCGAGCCCGAGCUGCGCACCGCGAGCACCGGCCGCGAGUACAUCCGCUACGUCCUGGGCACCAGCACCGGUCCGCGCGACCGCAACGAGACCAGCUGGUUCCGCGUCUCCUGCUUCGACGACGGUCCCCGCAAGGACUACGUGCUGAACCUGCCCAAGGGCACCCUCAUGCACCUCGAGGCCGAUGCGAAGAUGGACACUUUCGAGACCAACGAGGGCGUGAAGACUACGCGCCUGAACCUCGUCCAGAGGAACAUCGAGAUCCUUAGCAAACCUCAGCGCCCGAGCGAGGAGGGCCCCAUGGGCGCUGCCUCUCCCGCCGACUCGGCUUAA